This is a messenger RNA of Fusarium musae, 933 nucleotides long. RefSeq lists its product as uncharacterized. The coding region runs from base 1 to 933 and encodes 310 amino acids. NCBI's taxonomy places the organism in Eukaryota, Fungi, Ascomycota, Sordariomycetes, Hypocreales, Nectriaceae. The transcript is spliced from 5 exons. The record is from RefSeq and is a predicted model, not a curated record.
AUGGCCUCACCAAAAACUGACAGCGCAGGCGGGAGCCCUCGCGAUGGCGUUACCAAGCAGAAUAUCUCAGCCGGAAGUUCUCCCGCUGGAGACCCUAUCAUCGCACAGGAUGAAAAUGAGGGUGAUGCCAGCGACUCAGCAUUUGGAGAUGAUGCGUCAGUCUCGCCCGGGAUUACGGAAACUUGCACUAAUGGUGUUCUGCAGAGAAAGCUCUACUGCUUCCAUCUCAUCAAGCAUCCUCGAAUAUCGCAAAUUUCAAGGACUGACUUUGCCGAUGAACACCCCAGCGUCGAGGUCAUCGGAACAGACCUCUCUCCCAUCCAACCAAGCUGGGUCCCACCAAACGUAAAGUUCGAGCUUGAGGACGCGACGAAAAACUGGAGCUGGCCCGAGAAUUAUUUCAAUCUCGUGCAUGUCCGUUUUCUCAUGGGUGCGAUAGUAGACUGGGGAACCCUGUUUAAAGAACCUUCUCACUGCUGUAAGCCAGGUGGCUUUGUUGAGUCUGGGGAGAUCAACCCGACUUUCUACUCAGAUGAUGGUAGUAUCGACGACGUGGAGGCUCUACAGACCUGGAAUCGAUUGGUGAUCGAGAGUGGUAAGGGCUUUGGGCGAAGUUUCACUAAUAUCGAGAACGACGUUCAGCUAUUUCGCGAUGCUGGUCUGGUAGGCGUGCAGAGCUUUGACUUCAAGGUUCCCAUUGGCGGGUGGCCCAAAGACGAGAAAAUGCGAAAGGUCGGCCAAUUCCUCCGUGCUUCGAUAGAGAAUGACCUCGAAGGAUAUACAAUGGUGGUUUGGCACCAGAUUAUGCAUUGGCCCGAAGAUGAAUAUCAGGUGUUCUUGAUGAACAUGAGAAAGGCGUUCAAGGAUAAGAGAAUUCAUGGAUACAUGCGUGUUCGAUAUGUUUAUGGUCGAAAGCCAGAUGCGGAUAAAUAG